Radiomyces spectabilis is the source of this 927-nucleotide messenger RNA. RefSeq lists its product as uncharacterized. Gene Ontology annotation, molecular function: DNA-binding transcription activator activity, RNA polymerase II-specific; transcription cis-regulatory region binding. Bases 51 to 596 code for a protein of 181 amino acids. NCBI's taxonomy places the organism in Eukaryota, Fungi, Mucoromycota, Mucoromycetes, Mucorales, Radiomycetaceae. The record is from RefSeq and is a predicted model, not a curated record. Gene Ontology annotation, cellular component: RNA polymerase II transcription regulator complex. The transcript has 2 exons.
CUUAUUUUGUGUGUUUCUGUUUUAUAGAAAUAACAAACACUUACUCCCCUAUGAAGCAACAAACAUACAACACUGAAGUAUUCAUGCUACCUUAUAAGGGCGGACGGCAGCGUGUAUAUACCACUGAGCAACGCAAAGAUCGUAAUCGCUUGGCCCAAGCCGCAUUUCGAGAAAGGCGAUCUCAGUACACCAAAACAUUGGAGGAGACCGUGCUUCGAUUUGACAGCCUACUGGAAGAAAUGCAGCGCAAUAACGCAUGCUUAACGGAGAAGGCGGCGCAACUACAGAAUACAUGUAUACAACUUUCAGAAAAACAACAAGGAAUACAGGAAAUGGUGCAGUCCUUGGCACUGGAAAAUCAGCAACUUCGACAGCAGUUGGCCACCUUGCAGUCACUGCUACUAUCAUCAUGCCCUGAUUCGAGAUAUGAAAGCUCGACAGCUGAAUCUGUGAGUCGAAGCGUUGGGCCGGUGCUUUUGGACGAUGAUUGGCAACUCGAUCCGCACUUGGGUUUACCGCUCUCGACAGCAACAUCGGGCACCAUGUUAUUACUAGGCGAGUAUAUUUACAAAUAUAAUAUUCACAUCGAGCUAUGAUCCUAGAGGAUCCCUUUUCAUUUUCUUUAGAUGAUUUACCGUCAAGCUGUGGAACCAACACUUAUUCCCUGGCACCAAAUCUAGGCAAGUUGACUUUUCUUGUUGUGUUUCUGUGAAUGAACGAUUAUUGCAUCGUUUGAUAUGCCUUGAGAUCCUAGUAAGUUUUUGUUUUUUAUUUCAUUCUGUAGUGUGACACCUUGAGGACACGGAGGUCGUUGUAGCAUAAACUAGCGGGAAUAUCAUUUUUGGUUUUUUUUUUCUCUCAAAUAUACAGUAAACUAUUGACUUGAUGAUUUUCUACUGGAUAAAAAUUAAAUUGAUGUGAAAAGAG